AUGAAAAGGGAAAGGAAGAUGAAGAGAUUUGAUGUCCAAAACAAGGGAGGUCGUGGAGGAAAAAAACGCAAGUUUCAUUCCGUUACUCAUUCUCUUCGAUUCUCUGAUCUGCACUUUCGAUCUGUUCGCUCACGCCUGAUCCGUCUCUGCAUCUCCGUAAGCUAA
This is a messenger RNA of Sphenostylis stenocarpa, 165 nucleotides long. NCBI's taxonomy places the organism in Eukaryota, Viridiplantae, Streptophyta, Magnoliopsida, Fabales, Fabaceae. The record is from the annotation of a GenBank genome assembly.